CGUAUCGAGACAGAUGUCAUGAAACUGUAAAGACCACCUGCCUCAAGGUGACUCGCACCCUCACUGAUGUAACGAUUCACAAUCCAGGCUCAUGUCGGAUUACGAGGUAACCCUCGUCAACGACAACAUGCGCGAGUUCUACGUCCGCUUCUAUGGUCCGGGAGAAACACCCUUCGCGGGUGGUAUAUGGAAGAUUCAUGUAGAGUUGCAAGCGGAGUAUCCAUACAAGUCGCCAAGCAUAGGCUUUAUGAACAAGAUCUUUCAUCCCAACAUAGAUGAGUUGAGUGGCUCCGUAUGUCUGGACGUUAUUAAUCAGACGUGGUCGCCAAUGUUCGAUAUGAUCAACAUUUUCGAGGUGUUCUUGCCACAACUGCUGCGGUACCCUAAUCCUAACGAUCCACUAAACGGAGAAGCUGCUGCGCUCAUGAUGCGACACCCAAAGGAAUACGAGGCAAAGGUCAAGGAGUACGUACAACGUUUCGCAACAAAGGAUAUUAUGGAUGCCGCAGAAGACGGCAAUGAAGACGAAGCAGACGAGGAGAUGAGUGACAUCGGCAGCAUCAGUGAGGAUGAAGAGCAAGAAUCCUGAUACCUCUUUCGCCGGCAUGCCUUUCUCCCGCAUUUUUCAUCACUGGGUUUCUGCACAUCACUCAGUUUCCACACAUCACUCAUAUCAUUUUACAUAACAUAUCCAUUCUGUACUUCACCUAACCUUGCUCAAUUCUGUCUUGUUAUCUGCCAUCAUCAUUCAAUUCGUCCUUUCGCGGGGAUACCCUCUUCGCUCGUCUUUUUGAUAUUUGAUGACCUCUAUCCCUAUCACCUCUGGACAAUGGUUGGAAACAUCUCAUCCCUUUUGCCGUGUUGUAUAAUUAGGGAUUGUGUAGUGCCAACUUCACUGUGUGUCAUAAUGUAUUUUGCUUAGACAACCGCGGGACUGAUGAGAGGUAUUCGGUAACUCGGGAGUGGAUUCGGCAAGCAAUAUUCAAGUAG
Molecule: messenger RNA, 990 nt
Organism: Suillus plorans
Lineage: Eukaryota; Fungi; Basidiomycota; Agaricomycetes; Boletales; Suillaceae
Product: ubiquitin-conjugating enzyme/RWD-like protein
Exons: 5
Coding region: 92-589 (165 amino acids)
Biological process (GO): protein polyubiquitination; ubiquitin-dependent protein catabolic process
Cellular component (GO): nucleus
Molecular function (GO): ubiquitin conjugating enzyme activity
Source: RefSeq, a predicted model, not a curated record